AUGGCAAGCAAAGGUCCUAAAAAACACACAAUGCUGCACAAGUUCCAGAUGAGAAGGGAUGGUCUGAACCAACCAUGUGACAUUCAUAACCAAGGCCAGGGCACCAACUUCCUUCAAGAUACCGGGACGCAAGUCAAGAACAUGGCACAAGGAGCAGCAGACAUAGGCAAAGGAGCAGCACAAGGGGCCGUGAACCUAGCACGGGAAGCAGCAGCCGGAGCAGCAAAUAUGACAUCUGGAGCAGCCGAUGCAGUGAAAAACACUCUCGGCAUGAACUCUGCAGACAACACCACCAACUGCCCUGGCAACAUCGGUGGCGCAGAUGGUUCAAACAACCCAACAAGCACAGACCAACCAAGCAACCCUAGUACAAGGAUUUGA
Fraxinus pennsylvanica is the source of this 381-nucleotide messenger RNA. The record is from the annotation of a GenBank genome assembly. NCBI's taxonomy places the organism in Eukaryota, Viridiplantae, Streptophyta, Magnoliopsida, Lamiales, Oleaceae.